Coccidioides immitis RS is the source of this 378-nucleotide messenger RNA. RefSeq lists its product as uncharacterized. The coding region runs from base 1 to 378 and encodes 125 amino acids. The transcript has a single exon. The record is from RefSeq and is a predicted model, not a curated record. Lineage: Eukaryota; Fungi; Ascomycota; Eurotiomycetes; Onygenales; Onygenaceae.
AUGGAAAUGUCACUUGAUGUCAAUGCCCCAGGACUCUUGUGUAACCUGAGAGGAGAGCACAUGUGGAAUCACAUUCGCUGCCUUCGAACGGGUCGUGGAAAGCAUCAUGGCCGCCUCAUACUUACUCUCCCAGCCCGGUCAGCCCAAACCCGGCCCAUCGGAACAAUGGCUAUACCAGAUCUCCAGCCAGACGCGUUGGAUGCCGCCGCAGUGCGAAUAAGUUACUUGCAACCGCUGAUGUGCUUGGUGGAGACCUUUACCAAUUGCGUGUACGAAGUGCACAUUCCUAACGAAGCACGACGUGCAUGCAUUUAUAUGUCGUCUGAUGAGGAAUCUUUACUUUGGGCGCGGGUGGCCCAACUUGACGGAAAUCGCUGA